Molecule: messenger RNA, 2318 nt
Organism: Leucoraja erinaceus (little skate)
Lineage: Eukaryota; Metazoa; Chordata; Chondrichthyes; Rajiformes; Rajidae
Product: kelch-like protein 10
Exons: 5
Coding region: 372-2198 (608 amino acids)
Molecular function (GO): protein binding
Source: RefSeq, a predicted model, not a curated record
ACGCUCAUUUUUUACGUUGUGAGAAGUUUACUUGCAAGCCAAAGGAGCCAUUUUUCAGCGAUGUGAGUUUGACUGAGUUGGGAGUUGGGCGGCGGGGUGUCUGGUGGACGAUGUGAACCGGCAACUGCGUUGACUCGGGGCCCGGUAAAUGUUGAGCGGAUCAGUCAUUCAGCUGAGGCCGGGGCGUUUGAUUGUCCAUGUCACCAGAUAUGCUGGAGACCUUCGCCUUAGUGAUGUUACAAUUGCUUGUGUUCUGGAACUCUGAGCAGUGGCUCUGAAAACACCAAUCGUGACAACCAACUCACGCACUGAGCUGCCACCACAUCUGCCCAAUCUCACCGCGGAAAGCCCUUUGGUCUCAACGCUUCACUAUGGAGGAACCUUCAACCUCGACCCGACAACUAAGACAGAGCACCAUGGAGAGGAAGAUGAGCGCAAUGGCUUGUACCAUCUUUAAUGAGCUUCGCCUUGAAGGGAAACUAUGCGACGUGGUGAUCAGGGUGAAUGGCAUCGACUUCAACGCCCAUAAGAACAUCUUAUGCAGCUGUAGCUCCUACUUUCGCGCCCUGUUUACAAGUGGCUGGAACAGUAUAGAGAAGAAAGUGUACAACAUUCCCGGCGUGUCCCCAGAUAUGAUGAAGUUGAUUAUAGAGUACGCAUACACUCGGACAGUGCCGGUGACGGUGGAGAAUGUGGAGAGGCUCCUCGCCGCGGCCGACCAGUUCAACGUGCUGGGCAUUGUCAGGGCGUGUUGUGAAUUCCUUGAAUCCCAGCUGUGCCUGGAAAACUGCAUUGGGAUCUGCAAAUUCGCGGACUAUUACUUCUGCCCAGAGUUGCGACACAAAGCCUACAUGUACAUCCUGCACCACUUUGAGGAGAUUGUGAAGGUGAGUGAGGAAUUCCUUGAGCUUUCCGCCUUUGAGCUCAGAGACAUCAUUGAGAAGGACGAGUUGAAUGUGAAACAAGAAGAUGUGGUGUUUGAUGCCAUUCUCAAGUGGAUUGCCCAAGACCCAGACAUCAGGAAAAAGUCCAUUGUCAUACUGCUGCCCAAGGUGCGACUGGCGCUGAUGAACGCCGAGUAUUUCAUGAACAACGUGAAGAACAACGACUACGUGAAGGACAACGACGACUGCAAGCCGAUCAUCAUCAACGCGCUCAAGGCCAUGUACGACCUCAACAUGAACGGCCCGUCCAACUCGGACUUCCGCAACCCGCUCACCAGACCGCGCCUGCCCUUCUCCAUCCUGUUCGCCAUCGGCGGCUGGAGCGGCGGCAGCCCCACCAACGCCAUCGAGGCUUACGACGCCCGGGCCGACCGCUGGGUCAACGUGACAUGCGAGGAGGAGAGUCCCCGGGCUUACCACGGCGCCGCCUACCUCAACGGCUUCGUCUACAUCAUCGGCGGCUUCGACAGCGUGGAUUACUUCAACAGCGUCAAGCGCUUCGACCCGGUGAAGAAGUCGUGGCAGCAAGUCGCCCCCAUGCACUCCCGCCGCUGCUAUGUCAGCGUCACGGUGCUGGACUGCUUCAUCUACGCCAUGGGCGGCUUCGACGGCUACGUCCGGCUCAACACCGCCGAGCGCUACGAACCCGAGACCAACCAGUGGACGCUCAUUGCCCCAAUGCACGAACAGCGCAGCGAUGCCAGCGCCACCACCCUGCACGGCAAGGUCUACAUCUGUGGAGGAUUCAACGGUAAUGAGUGCUUGUUUACAGCUGAGUUCUAUACCCCAGAAACCAACCAGUGGACAACCAUAGCACCGAUGAGGAGCAGGCGUAGUGGUGUCGGUGUCAUAGCUUAUGGUGAAUGUGUGUAUGCAGUUGGAGGGUUUGACGGUGCGAACCGCCUGCGGAGCGCCGAGGCUUACAGCCCCCUCACCAAUACCUGGCGCACCCUGCCCACCAUGUUCAACCCCCGCAGCAACUUUGGCAUCGAAGUGGUGGACGACCUCCUCUUUGUGGUGGGCGGCUUCAACGGCUUCACGACGACGUUCAACGUGGAGUGCUACGACGAGAAGACGGAUGAGUGGUACGAUGCCCACGACAUGAGCAUCUACCGCAGUGCCCUGAGCUGCUGUGUGGUGCCAGGACUCCCCAAUGUGCGGGAAUAUGCAGCCCCCAGGGACAGUCUGCUGGGUUUACUGUCCCGCGAGGAACAAAUAAAAUACUCUGCCUCCACCAGUCUUUUAGCGGUAUGAUCUCUGCAUGACAACUCAGUUACUCUUUUACUGUUACCAAUAAAAUAUUUUCCUGAAGAAUCAACAGUGUAAUAACCAUAAAUAAAACUUAUUUUUAAAUAAAAAUUUUAGCAUGGUGUG